AUGCAGGCAAGGGAUCUGUGCCCGGUGCCGCCGGACCCUCAGCAGUUUGACACACCAACUAGCCGCCCCCGUCAGGAGGGACGACAGGGGAAGCGCAUUGACGCAAUCCUUUCGGCCAGGGUGCUUACAGGUGACCUUGUGAUCCAUGAGGGGACUUUCGAGGUUCUUGGUACGGACCACGAGUUGCUCUCCUUGAACUUUGUCCUAAGGAAGGCCAGACGUCGCUGCCCCUUUUCUUCGAGGCCCAGGGUCUGGGUUGGAGGGGUUACAGAGGUCACCGAGCUGGAUCAGGAGUCGCUCAAGCAGCUUGCUCGCAGGUGUACCAGGGCUAAGCCGGGAAAGGGCUACAGAGAUCCGCAGGAGGUCAGGGACGCCUUUGCAGUAGCCAAACAAACGGGUCGAAAUGUGGAUUGGACGGCCGCUCGCAACCGACGCAAGGCUGCAAGGGGGCAAUGGGAGCAGGAUCGGUUGCGCAGGGCUACGGCGGGAGACUGGGCGGAAGUCAAGGCCCUCAGACGUGGCUCGAACCAGGGGUGGGACUCAGCUUUUGCGGAAGCCCAGGGAGACGAAGAUCCGCACCGGGUUGUACAUGAACACUUGGAGGCCAUCUAUACGACGGGCCAGGUUGUUCCGCCCUUGCCUGCUUACUCAGGUGGCUUUUGCCCCUUUACGGCUGAUGAGUUGGACGCCGCGAUCCAGCAGGGCAAGAAGGGCAAGGCGGUUGGGACUGACGCAACAAGUUUGGAACUCCUGCAAGGGUUGUGUGAGGUUCAAGGAGGCAAAGAGGCGCUUCUCCGCUUCUACAACGACGUCUACAAGUCGGGGGUUGUACCCUCUGACUGGGGGGAGGCACUCAUGAUUGUCAUCCCCAAGGAGGAUCACCCGAAAGAGCCCAAAGCACUAAGGCCAAUUGCCAUGGGGUCGAGCACCUGCAAGGUCUUCAGUCGGAUGCUGCUUGGCAGAACUUUGCCGUUCAUCCAGCACAAGGGUCCACAGCAAUGCUCAGGAGCAGGGCGCCAAACGAGUGAGUAUGUAUGGGCGAUCGCAAGGGUCAUGGAGCUGGAAGCCGAGUGGCACAGGGGAGUGGUCAUGGCCAAAAUCGACAUCACUAAGGCCUAUGACAUGGUCGACCGAUCCAAGCUGCUCCACAAACUUCAGCAGGCCAUGGGGGAUGGACACACCUUCAGGUGCUGGCAUGCCUUGCUGUCUGACUCAACUGCUUGCUUGCAGACCUGCUGGGACCAGACGUGGCUGCAAAUCGACAGGGGGAUACGGCAGGGCUCGGUCGAGUCCCCAGCUCUAUUCAGUUUCCUAGCAGAGGCGAUUUUGUUGGAUGCGCAGGCCCGCUAUGACUGGUGUCGUCGUGACAGGGUUUUCCUAGGGCUGGAGCUCGAAGAGUUGAUGUUUAUGGACGACGGAGUGCUAUGGUCAGGGUCGGCAGCUUCCCUUGCAAGGAAAUUGGAGGAAUGGACGGACGAACUAUCCGCCUACGGUCUGGCCCUCAACCCUGCCAAAUGCAGGGUAUACUUCUCGCCGUAUUCCAAGGGCCCUCGAGUUGUGCGUGUCAAGGGGGUGGAGAUACCGGUUGUCGACAAGCUCGUGGUGAUGGGCCUGCCCUUCCGGGUCGGCGCCCCGGUUUCGGAGUUGCUGGCCCCCAUCAUGGCCAGAGCCAAGGAUAAGUUUUGGGGGAUGGCCCACUUGCUCCGUGCCAAGACACCACUUGCUGGCAGGAUCCGCCUCCUGGACAGGGUUCUUGGAGGGACGACUUUCUGGUGCCUCUCGGCCCUGGCCCCAGACACCAGUGGAAUGCAACUUCUCAACUCGUUGCAACUACAGAUGGUGGUGUGGUGCAUGAGAGUGGUCUACGUCGUGGUUGGAACGGUGGUGGAACUUCUCAGGAUAUGGACGGUGCAGUGGGGGGCAGGCCAUGGCGAGGGGUUGCGAGAAACAGACAAGAGUGGAGAGAGGACGACUGUCUCCGUGGAUGCUACGUGGUCUUGCCUGCCAAUAUGCUGGCAGAGUACUACGGUACCGAAUUCGAUAAGACUGCUGCCUGACUACAACAACACGGUCCUCCUUGGUGACCAGGGCAUGGCAGUCUCAGACAUGACACAGCACAAUCUCCACCGAUGUGUGCCACCCUUUGCGGCUGGUGCACUUGGGGAUGAAGGAAGAACAGCGGACCAAAAGGAGAGAAUGGAUGAACCGCCGCCGGGAAAUAAGAACACGGUCCUCCUCGGUGACCACGGCAUGGCAGGGAUGAACAUGACGCAGCACAACUUCAACGGGUGGAUGCCGCCCACCCGAGCGGGUGUGUCUCAGGGUGAAGGAAGACCAGCAGACCAACAAGGACGAAUGGAUGAAGGGUUGACCAUGAUGGGGUGGAAUACCAAGGAGCAGCAGUCCCUCGACGAGCAGGUAACCCUCGAUGGGUGCGAGCCACAGGUGCUCAUGGGUGACCAAGACACCUUACGAGGGCAAGCGAAGGGCAGGGAGCUGAGUCUUACAGGGAUGAAGGCAUUGGAUGGUGUCAGUGCUCUAGAAGGCGAGUGUGAGGAAGAGAGCCUGUCGCUCAUGCAGACGGCCGUCGUGGAUGAAUGGACCGAGUACCUGAACGACGUGAGGGAGCACUUCGAGGCGUUGUUCAAACCGGACCGUGCUAGGGUGGCGGCGCACCUGCUUUCUAGACUGCAGUGGCAUGCGGUUAAUUGCAGAGAUGGCUACCUGCUUGGGCACAUGCAAGGGAGAGUGGGCAUGCUGACCUCCCUGUUGGUGGUGGCGCUGGAUGAAGUUGAAGUGGAUUGGUGCAGCCCGGCCCCGAUGCUGGCGAACCGACUUUGGCGGCGAGCAGAGGAACUCAUUCCGCCCCACCCGGGAUCCCUACGAGAAGCUGGCCGCAGCCCGCGGGACGAGCUGCCGUGCAUCAUGCUCUUCUCCACUGUGGUCCCGACGAAUACGCCGGAGAGCUCGCCAGCCAUGCUCCCGGAGACGCCCGAUGGUGGUCUUUGUCCGAGGGAGCCGAAGAGGCGAUGUCUUCGUCUGGAGCUUCGGACACAGUCCGGAGUUGGCUCACACCAAAGUUUGACGGUACCGAUGCCGAAUGACACGUUGGACGUCAACCUCCGCCUCAGCAUUGUGGAGGACGAAGAGCCGGGGAGUGCCAGCACGCAGGCAGCUGAACAUGAGGGCAGAGCUCCAGUGGGGAUGGCUUUGCCGCCUCCGGGACCUGGGGUACUGGCAGCAGCCGGGAUCUCGCUGGAAACGUACUUUCAGCUUUGGGAUCUGUGGCGGAAGAUGGGGGACGAGGGCAACAGGGGUGACCAGGAAGACACCGACGAAGCCGGCCUGAUGUUCGUGAAGUAUGGCAAGGUGGCAGUGCUCGGGGCAGUCAGCGGGAUGGCUAUGGAGCACCCGCCCAUCGUCUACAUGGCCAGGGACCAGCUUUCGCGCCUUCGGAGGGAGGGAUGGACCAACAGGCAGCUCGUGAGCACACUUUACGUCAGGUACCAGAGCCGGAGCAGUGAGGCCUACAUGGACGCAUUCCCGCGUAUGAUGGGAGACUUGGGAUUGGAGCUGGACGUGGACACUAGGGCGUGUCAACUCCACCCGCUACCACCGGUGUUGGAGUGGCUGGAGGCUGAAAUGUGGGAUGAGUUUGUCGACUUCUUUGAGGCUGCAAGUGGGAGGAACGUGAUCAGUGGCGUCGUCGGUCUGAACAUCCUUCCCGACCGACGCGAAGCCGCAGCAGAAGCCGUGACCGAGAGCAAGCUGGCGAACCACAUCGCAGGGACCGAGGGAGAGAUGAGCCAGUGGAACGCCACAAUGCCAGAGAUGGUCGGAACAGGAGUGGAAGGUCGGACACAACCAGGGAGAGGGAGCGACCAGGGGGCAUCAAGCAAGGGUGAGGGUCGCAGCAAGGGCGAAGGUCGCAGAUCGCGGUCGGCAAGGCCCUUGUGUACCACCGAGACCAGACGCUUGGAACCGAGGCGACCUCCAUCGGCAGCACCGAGGGCAACAAUCACGGCGGACGAUGCGGCAGUGGCGUGGAUGCAUCUCUUGGGUUUUCGGGAAGGCCUUCAAUGGCACGCCUCGCCAGUCCUCGACCAGACCCCUGAGAAUGUGCAGGCGAGAGCGGACUUCAUCAGGGAUGUGGCACCGGGUGACUUGGUCAUGAUGCAAACUGGGCUCCUCAGGGUCCUGGGCAUGCUUUUCGUGGAAUGUGCUCAGUUGGUGCAGCAACACCCGUCACUACAGCCAGCGGAUGCAGUGGAGGUGGAAGUGGAGGAGUCUGACUCUAGCUACUGGAUGCAGACGUCAAUCGAUAUGCACCAGACAAUGUCAAGGGGACAGGCAAGCUGGCAGCAGUGGGUGCAGGGACUGCGGACGGAGCUGCAACAGAUGACGGACCCAGAUCGUAGGCAGUGUGCUGCGGCCCUAUGGCAGAUUGUGGAAGAGGGGAGGCCUUUACGACAGGGCCUUCGCGAGGAGCUUGGAAUGGUGUUGUCGGAUAGGGAUGCCAUCUAUCAACGGUCUGACGAGGUGCAUGCAUGGUUGCAAGUGGUGACCGCUGAACUUAAUGCCCUCCCGAUCUUCGUGGAGGCUCCCAUUGACCUGGAGGCCCUCGUGCAGGAUGAAAUGGAGUAUGCUCGCCUAUGUCAGGUGGAGGCGGCAAACAAUGCUGCACAGGAGGCGGACCGAGCAAGACAGGAAGAAGAACAAAACGAACGGGACCUUCAGCUACAUGAGUUCCACGAGGGUGCGCAGUACCGAGACUGGGAGCAGUGGGAAGUUCUACACCCUCCUGCGCCUGUCACCAGGAAGCGCAGGUUGACGCUGGAUGUGACGGCCGGCUCGGCGCAGAGGACUAUGGUCUGCUUCCUUGGCCGGCAAGGGGGCUUCAGGUGUGAGAUGCAGGUGGAGGAGGUGGCUAUGCCUGCAGGAGCUGCUGAUGUCUCGAACGAGGCCACCCAUGUACGGCUGUAUGGACCGUGGAAGAGUGGCCAGUUACUGGACGGGGAGGUGCUGCAGUUGGUUGGUGAAGAAUCUUUUGCUCUCUUCCUGGCCCAGCGCGUGGAAGAGGAUGAGGCUAUGGUUCCUGCACCUCGUGACGAUCAAGGAGUACCUCUAGCACGUUCUGAUGGUCCGGGUGUCCCUCUGGGUAAUGACCGUGCUGUACCUUCGAGUGAUGAGAAAGCUCCCCAAGGGUCCGAGGAUGUGAAGGGCUGA
Molecule: messenger RNA, 5226 nt
Organism: Symbiodinium sp. CCMP2456
Lineage: Eukaryota; Dinophyceae; Suessiales; Symbiodiniaceae
Source: the annotation of a GenBank genome assembly